UCAAUCCCUCUCUCCCCAUUUUUCCCGGUAAUGCUUCAAUUUCAUCUCGAGAUCUACAAAGCCUCUUCAUUUCCUCUCCAUCAAUCCAUCUCCGCAUCUGCUCAAUCAUCUGCAAAAAAGGGGGGGGGGAAGAAUAAUUGGAUGGUGGAAAGGGGCAGAGAGAGAUUUAAGGUUUGAUGGGCAAUACAUGCCGUGGAUCAUUGGGAGACAAGCCUUCAGAGGUGUAUAGUGAGCCGGAAGAGCAGCUGAAUUCGAAGUCCGAUUCCUCCUCCCGGAGCGGUGAAGACGCCCACCCCAGCCCUAAAAAGGAGCAUAGUUUGCCGCCGGUGAUUUGCCCCAGCAAAGACAGCCACAGCAGCAGCAUCGUCAUGACCCGAGGCAUGGCCAACCAGGCUCACUUCGUCAUGGGCCACAAGACGGCCAAUAUCCGGGAUCUAUACGUGCUCGGGCAUAAACUCGGGCAGGGGCAGUUCGGUACGACUUAUCUCUGCACUGAGAUCGCCACGGGUUUACAAUUCGCUUGUAAAUCGAUAACGAAGAGGAAGCUGAUCUCCAAGGAGGAUGUGGAGGAUGUUAGGAGGGAGAUCCAGAUAAUGCACCAUCUGGCUGGUCACAAGAAUAUCGUCACGAUUAAGGGGGCGUACGAGGACACUCUGUAUGUCCACAUUGUCAUGGAGCUUUGCAAUGGAGGUGAAUUGUUUGACCGGAUUAUACAGAGGGGGCACUACACGGAGCAGAAGGCGGCUGAGCUGACUAAGAUCGUCGUUGGUGUUGUUGAGGCUUGCCAUUCGCUCGGAGUUAUGCAUAGAGAUCUUAAACCGGAGAAUUUCUUGUUGGUUAACAAGGAUGAUGAUUUCUCUCUUAAAGCUAUUGAUUUUGGACUCUCUGUUUUCUUCAAGCCAGGGCAGAUUUUCACUGAUGUGGUCGGAAGCCCGUAUUAUGUUGCACCUGAAGUUCUGUUGAAGCAUUACGGGCCACAAGCUGAUGUGUGGACAGCAGGAGUCAUCCUCUACAUAUUGCUUAGUGGUGUGCCUCCGUUUUGGGCUGAAACACAGCAGGGGAUAUUUGAUGCUGUUUUGAAGGGUCACAUUGACUUUGAAUCCGACCCAUGGCCACUGAUAUCGGAGAGUGCUAAGGAUCUUAUUCGGAAGAUGCUAUGCAUGCAUCCUGCAGACCGUGCAACUGCUCAUCAAGUAUUAAGUCAUCCUUGGAUAUCUGAAAAUGGCGUUGCUCCUGACAGAGCCUUGGACGCGGCUGUACUUUCUCGCCUUAAGCAAUUUUCUGCAAUGAAUAGGUUGAAGAAAAUGGCUUUGAGGGUAAUAGCUGAAAGCUUGUCAGAAGAGGAGAUAGCCGGCUUAAGAGAGAUGUUUACGGCCAUGGACACUGACAACAGUGGCGCAAUCACAUUUGACGAACUCAAAGCUGGUUUGAGGAAAUAUGGUUCCACAUUGAAGGAUACAGAAAUUCGUGAUCUUAUGGAUGCGGUAUGGGCGUAUCUUGUCAAUAAGUUUAUAGUCUGUAUGCUUCUUGUUCGGUUCUUCAGUAAGAUUUUUUUAUCAAUAUGUUUAAAGUUUCUGUCAUUCAUAGUUGAAUUGUUAUUAUGCUUGCAGGCUGAUGUAGACAACAGUGGGACGAUUGAUUACGGAGAAUUUAUAGCAGCGACAAUGCACUUGAAUAAACUCGAGCGUGAGGAACAUCUUUUGGCAGCGUUUCAUUAUUUUGACAAAGAUGGAAGUGGCUAUAUUACAUUUGAUGAACUCCAGCAAGCUUGCGAAGAACAACACAUGUCGGAUAACUUCAUUGAAGAUAUCAUCAAAGAAGUUGACCAAGAUAACGAUGGAAGGAUCGAUUAUGGGGAAUUCGUUGCUAUGAUGACAAAGGGUAAUGCUGGCAUCGGAAGGCGCACGAUGCGAAACAGCUUGAAUAUGAGCAUGAGAGACGCUCCGGAAGCCCUUAGCUUUUCGCUUUAAACUCGCCACAGGUCUAGUGAGACAGCAUACCCCUUACCUGACCUUCACCCAUCAAUUCAAUCCCGAUUGACCUAUUAAACCGUUAGCCCGACUUGCAUAGGACUAGGGCGCGGUGUACAGGAAGAAGAAUGUUAGACAAGGUUCGGCUAAAUAUGCCUCUUAAAGUGAUGCGUGUUCAAGUACUUGGGACGGUACUCGUGUCUCUGCGAAACUAGACAGGUUGUGACCUUCAUACUGGAGAUAGGAAUGUUGUAAUUUAGAUUAGUGAACUACUACAGCAGCGGAUGCUUGGUAAUCUAUUUAUAGUGUUGUAAUUUUGUC
Salvia hispanica is the source of this 2291-nucleotide messenger RNA. The record is from RefSeq and is a predicted model, not a curated record. Lineage: Eukaryota; Viridiplantae; Streptophyta; Magnoliopsida; Lamiales; Lamiaceae.